AUGAAGCACGUGCUCGUCCUCGCCGCCCUCUUUGCCCUCGGUGAAGCCGCCCCAAAAGAGGUGGGGUCACAUGUGGGAGGAGUCUGUCGCUGGCUCGUGAACAACAUCACAGACCCAAACCUGGGCCAGUACCUCCCACAGUGUGAUGAAAAUGGGAACUUUGAGCGCAGGCAGUGCUGGGCGUCUCUGGGCGUGUGCUGGUGCGUGAACCCCAUCACCGGAGAAGAGGUCCCAGGAAGCAAGAAGAUGCACGGACAAGACCCACCUAAAUGUGAUGGCCAGGAGGAGGAGGAGGAAGAGGAGCAUCUUGAGAAGAAGCCGGACUGCCCUGAACACUGGAGUCAGUUUGACGAUCACUGUUACAUCUACAUCGACUCCCCCAAGACCUGGGCUGAGGCAGAGAUGUACUGUCAGUUUGAGGAGGGGCAUCUGGCCUCGGUGCACUGCUCCAAAACCAAACACUUCCUGCAGGUCCUGACCAAAGGAAACACACAUCAAUUCCCCGAAAGCUGGGUCGGAGGCACCAAUGCUGUCACGGCCUGUCUCUGGAUGUGGACUGAUGGCUCACAGUUUGACUUUGAGGACUGGUCCAGUGAGGAGUGCAAACUCAGAGAGCACAGCUGCCUCAAGAUCAACUAUGGAUAUCAGAUGCACUGGGGCUCUGCCGACUGCAACGACACUCUGCCAUUCGUUUGUGCCAAGAAAACUGAAUUCCACCAUAACAACCACUAUUAGUACCAUAGACUGUAAUACAUAUAUAUCUAUACAGUCUAUGAUUAGUACAGAGACACUAUCACCGCAGUGGCUGAGUGAUUUUAAGUCUUUUUUCUUUAUAUUUAAUAGAGAAAUAACAUGAAACUUAGCAUUCAGAAUUUUGUUUUAAGAGUAAAUAAA
Boleophthalmus pectinirostris (great blue-spotted mudskipper) is the source of this 894-nucleotide messenger RNA. RefSeq names its product ladderlectin (gene eslec). The coding region runs from base 1 to 735 and encodes 244 amino acids. NCBI's taxonomy places the organism in Eukaryota, Metazoa, Chordata, Actinopteri, Gobiiformes, Gobiidae. The transcript has 5 exons. The record is from RefSeq and is a predicted model, not a curated record.